UUGAAGCAAUUCAGUGCGGAGGCUUAAUAGUUUUUUGUUUGUUGUUGUUGUUUUUAAGGCAUGGACUUACCAUGCUGGUAGGAGAUCUUAGGAGCUAUGUUAUACUUCUGACAUGUUUUGCUAUAUGUGAAAAGAGUAAAUAUAACUUUAAGAAGUGACCUUCGGUGUGGAAGUAGCUGCAUGAGAAGAAGCCCAUACAGCGAAGUUGUCUUGUAAUUAUUUUUAGCUCCUCAGGGACAGCUGUGUCAUCAUUGGAGUGUGUUUAGGUAGGAUUAAAUUCCAGUAGGUGUGAUGUCAUCCCCAAGCAGCUUGUAAUGGAUAAGAACACAAGUGAGACUGGAGAACUGUACAGCACUCAACCCGUUUUAAAGUCCCACAAACCCAUCCAGCCUUACAUCUGCUCCACUCUAGAUGAUUUUCAAGAAGAGAGAGACUUUUUGGCCAACAACAUCUUCCCUCGGCUGAAUGACUUCUGCGGCCCCCGGGGCACCUACUUCAAAGCUGUGGACCUGAGAUGGUCAGCCCUGAAGGCCCACAAAUCCUUCACUGCCAACCUGUUCCGACAGUACUCCUGUCUCCAUGCCCAGCACCUGAAGCUUUGCCUCGACUAUGUGAACAAGUGCUUCCCCUUCUUCAUCUGCUUGCUGGGGCAGACCUAUGGAGACUUCCUCCCCGACUACUCACCCUUCGUGUUCUCCAAGGUAAAGGACUUCUCGAGUUUAUCCAAGGGAGAACAGAAUCUAUACAUUGCUGCCAAAAAUGGUUAUCCUUGGGUCCUGAAGACUCCCAACUGCAGCCUCACAGAGUUUGAGAUCAUCCAAGCAGCAUUUCGGAAGCAAUCUCAAUUUCAAUUUUUCUACUUCCGGACCUCGAACGCACUGUUGAGGACUUUAAGUAAGGAAGAAGAAAAGCUGUCCUCAGCUUCUCUGUUUUUGCAAGAGGGAAAACAUAAGGUUGGAAAACUCAAGGCUAGGAUCAUCGGUAAAGGGCUUCCAGUCCGAUUCUAUAGAGACCUGGACGAGUUGGGUGACCUGGUGUUCAAGGACUGGUCGGCUGUUGUGGAAAAGCUCUAUCCAGUAACUACGAUCACGGAAAACAUAGACUACAGACACAGUUUUGAGCAUUUGUAUCAUGAAGAGUUUACCGAAAAGUGCAAGCAAGUGUUUGUUAUUUCCAAGGAAUCCAGCAGAACAUUUGACAUACUGGAAAGAUUUGCCUUAAAGAAUGCUGAACUUGAAUCUGACGGUACCAUAGCAAGUUCAGGGUUAGACUCCAUUCUCAGAAUAAAUUCUCUUCCAACUUACAAGUCUAUCUUGCUCUUGUCUGGGGAACGUGGCUGUGGGAAGUCUACUCUGAUCGGCAACUGGGUCAGUUAUUUCAAAAAGAAGUAUCCUGGAGUGUUGCUGAUCCCGUACUUUGUGGGAAGCUCGUGUGAGAGCAGUGACAUUAUGUCCGUGAUCCAUUACUUCAUCAUGGAGCUGCAGGACAGAGCCCAUGGCCUCCAGCUUGAAAUCGAUUUUCUUAAUGAAGACUCAAACGUCUUGGUCUUUUCGCUUCUUGUAGAAGUGUUCAUGGCCUCCAUCAGCUUAAAGCCAUGUGUACUUGUGCUAGAUGGGAUUGAAGAGUUGAUUGGCAUUUAUGGGAUUUCAGGUCAGAAGGCAAAAGAUUUCUCCUGGCUGCCGCACUCACUCCCGCCUCACUGUAAAUUCAUUCUGAGCACCGUCUCCUCCAGUCUCUCCUGCAAGUCGCUGUGUGCCCGCCCUGACGUGAGGACUGUGGAGUUCUCUGGUCUGGGGGAUGAAGACACGAAGUUCAGCAUCUUCAGACAGCACCUCCCCAACACUGACAAAGAGCGGUUUGGGCAGAAGAGGUCCGUUUUGAGGAAGAAACCAAACCUGAAUCCCUUGAAGCUCUCGAUCAUCGCCAGGGAGCUGCAGGAGUGCCGAAUCUACCGCAACGAGUUCCAGUGUCUGAGGGAGUACCUGGAAGUGGCCUCUGUCCCGGAGCUCUGGGAGCUGAUUCUCAAACGCUGGGUUGAAGAUUACGGUUGGAAUUUGAAGCAUAAAGAGGGAAGCUUGGCCACUGUGGCUUCAGGAAAAGGGUUGAGUGGCUGGGUGGCAGACGCGCUGUGCUUGCUCUGCAUUUCCCACUGUGGGCUGGCUGAGGAUGAACUGCUCGAGCUUUUGGACAUGCUGGGCUACAAGAACCAACAAAAAGUGACGGCAGUGCACUGGGCAGCUUUCCGCAAUGCCACCAAACACUGGAUCCAGGAGAAACCCAAUGGCCUCCUCUACUUCAGCCACCAGUCCUUACGGAACGUGGUGGAGUACAAGCUGCUGGGUGUAAUCACUCCAGUCAGAGAGAGCAGUCCAAAUGAGUCCCAGGACGCCAUGAAUCACAAGAAGGCACAUUUCCACCAGGUCCUGAUGAGGUUCUUCCAGCGGCAAACCCUUUUCUGGAGAGUGUAUCAGGAGCUGCCAUGGCACAUGAAGAUGAGCAGGUCCUGGGAAAGCUUAUGUGGCUUCAUCACGAGCCCUGGUAUCACAGAUUUCAUAUCAAAAAUCCAAAACCCGAGUUUGUGGACCAGGCUACACCUCAUCCAUUACUGGGAUGUGCUGCUGGAAGCUGGCAGUGAUGUAUCUGGGGCUUUUCUGGUCUCUGCUGCCAAGAUAGAAUCUGAACAACACCAGAAAAUGAGGAAGCCACCCACACUCUCAGUGCUGGAGUGCAGCCUCUCCCAGAUUACUACUGCUGAUAAAUGUAGGAUAAUACUCUUUAUUGGAAGUUUCCUGAAGUUUAUGGGCAAGAUCAAUGAAGCAGAAAGGCUGUUGUUGAUUGUUGAGGACAUGCUACUGAAGAACCCAUACAUGAUAGAAAUGCUCUUCAAGGCUCAGAAUGCCAUUGGAGAAUUAUAUCUUGAAAUCGGGAUGACUCAGAAAGGACUGACAUAUUUUCAAAAAGUGUGGUCAAAUCUGCUGCAGUUUACACUAAGUGACCUAAAAACUAACCAGGAACUGAUGAAGCAGAAAGUCAAAGUGAUGUAUAACCUGGCAAAAUCGGCGCCUGAGUACUUCUUAAAAGAAAAUCAUAUUUUGGAAUAUGCUACUGAAAUCUCCAAGUCCAUGGCUGAUAAUACCCGUGAUCAAGCUACCAUGAAAUAUACUGAAGGUGUUCUCAUGUUGGCUGCUGGAAAUGUGCCCCUCGCACAGUUGAGCUUUCAAGAGUGCUUAUAUAUCAGAAAAUGUCUAUUUGGCAAUAAAAGCAUACUAGUUGGAGAAAUUAUGGAAUUUUUAGCAGAUUUGCUUUUUUUUUCAACAGAAGAUAAGGAAAACUCCCAAAGGAAGCAGGCGAUUGAAUAUUAUAAACAAGUAAUAAAAAUCAAGGAGAAUGCAGAUUCUUUGGCCAUCUGCAAGCUUGUCAAGAAGCAGCUGAGCAUAAGCCUCAGCGACACCUUGUGUAAACUAGCAGGUCAGCUGUUGUCAGGUGGCUUCUGCCAUAAUGCCAUAAUGGAGGCAGUUGGCUGUUUGUAUAGGUCACUUGAUUUAAGGUCAACUCACCUGGGCUCUUCUCACGCUUCAAUCCAGGGAAUACUACACCUUCUGAGGGAAAUCCAGAGGUUCCGGGGCAGGAGGUGCUGGCCUCAAGGCAUGAGCCAGCUAUACCCCGAAGGAACUAAGAAUUGCUUUUUCUUAUGGGAGAACUUGCCGAAGUUAGACUUCUGCAGCGCUCAGAGUUCUGACACGGUGAACACUGCAAUGUGUAUGAAAAUAAGUAAGCUGCAGACAGCUAAAAGCACAGAGAUUUUGGUUUUAGAUAAAGCAGGAAUAUAUAUUCCUGGCAGAGGGAAGAAGACAUUGACUCCAAUUCUGUGCACGUCUGCUGAGGAAAAGACACAACAGAAGGCACAACAUACUCAAAUGUGGUAUGCUCCAAGAAAGCAAACUUUGAGGAAAAGGAAAGACUAUCCCAUUAAGACGUUAUCUCUUGGUGAAAAGAAUGGCUUAGCAGGACUUUCAAGGCAGAGAUUUUUUUCUGCUGAAUGUGAGAGUGGAGAUGGCCCAAUCACUGCGAUUUACCAUCAACCCCUGAGAACAACUCUUAGUGCAAAUCCCUGGGAGUCCAUAUCUGAGCUCAUAUCAGAAAAAUGGCUUUUUCACAGCCCCCAGUACAGCUUCAUACCUCAGAAGUCUGUAUUGCCGAAAAGAUCUCAAAUAAAAUCAAAAUGGUUGAAGAUCUCAAGUGAUACUGAUAAGGAAUAAAAAUUUUGGGACUCUUG
Molecule: messenger RNA, 4276 nt
Organism: Psammomys obesus (fat sand rat)
Lineage: Eukaryota; Metazoa; Chordata; Mammalia; Rodentia; Muridae
Product: tetratricopeptide repeat protein 41-like
Exons: 16
Coding region: 315-4259 (1314 amino acids)
Cellular component (GO): Cul4-RING E3 ubiquitin ligase complex
Molecular function (GO): protein binding
Source: RefSeq, a predicted model, not a curated record